AUGGAGAACUUAUCCAUCAUAGUCAGCUUUGAGCUGACACUAGAUCCUUUUUGCAUCCCUCCAGGAGUCAGAUAUGCUAUAUUUUUUGUUGGCAUCUCUGUGUACUUUCUUAGCGUUAUUUGCAAUGUGACUCUAUUGUUUCUCAUUGUGAUGCAUAAAGGUCUCCACAAGCCAAUGUAUUUUAUUCUGUUCAGUCUUCCCCUGAAUGAUCUUGUUGGUAUCACAUCAAUGUUCCCCAAGGUUCUCUCUGACAUUUUAACAGAAACCAACUACACAUAUUAUCCUCUCUGUGUGUUUCAGGCUUUCUUACUCCACAUGUAUGGUGGCAAUGUUUUGUUUAUCCUGGCUGCCAUGGCUUUUGAUCGUUACGUUGCAAUUUGUAUGCCACUACGAUACAAUGCUAUCAUGACACCGAAAGUUGUGAUGGGAAUUAUUGCUCUUGUGUGGGGUCUUGAUCUUUCAUUCAUUGUCGUGUUGUUCUCGUUGCAGGGAAUGCAUUCUAGAUGCAGGUCUCACAUUGUGAAUGUGUUUUGUAAUAAUCCCUCUCUCCUUAGGCUCACCUGUAGUGACACCACAGUUAAUAACAUUUUUGGCUUAUUUGUAACCACAGCAAUGCAAAUUAUUACUAUUUCUAUUCAAGGAUUUUCUUAUGUGAGAAUUUUGCUCACAUGCUUGGCCACAAGCAGGUCUGAAGCAAAGAGGAAAGCCAUCAAUACCUGUCUGGCUCAACUGGCUAUCUUUAUCAUAUAUGAAACAGUUGGAACUUUCACUAUUUUGUCAUACAGGUUCUCAGUUAAUCCAGAUCUGCAAAAGAUUAUGGGGAUGCUUGUCUAUUUAGUGUCUCCACUUGUUAAUCCAAUUGUGUAUGGAUUGAACAGCCAUGAAGUACGAACAAAUCUCUUAAAAGUCUUUAAAAGAAAAAUAUCCAUGUAA
Messenger RNA from Paramisgurnus dabryanus, 933 nucleotides. Its product is annotated as olfactory receptor 52L1-like. Gene Ontology annotation, cellular component: membrane. Gene Ontology annotation, molecular function: olfactory receptor activity; G protein-coupled receptor activity; odorant binding. NCBI's taxonomy places the organism in Eukaryota, Metazoa, Chordata, Actinopteri, Cypriniformes, Cobitidae. The record is from RefSeq and is a predicted model, not a curated record. Gene Ontology annotation, biological process: detection of chemical stimulus involved in sensory perception of smell; G protein-coupled receptor signaling pathway.